This is a messenger RNA of Podarcis muralis (Common wall lizard), 8163 nucleotides long. The record is from RefSeq and is a predicted model, not a curated record. Lineage: Eukaryota; Metazoa; Chordata; Lepidosauria; Squamata; Lacertidae.
GGGAGUGGAGGAAGAAGACGAGCUGGGCUGGCUGCGGGAGGAGGAGGGGCCGAGCCUCCAGCGUCGGAAGCAGCGGCCGCCUUUGCCUGCUGCAAGGAAGCUCCCUUUGGGGAAGGUCGCUGGGGCUUACUUCGGAGCAGACGGGCGUGGGGUGGUAGGAGACAAGCCCGGAGUCUUAGGUAUAAUAAGCACACGGCCACAGCCACAGCCUUCAAGGGGGCUCCCUUCCGAGGAGAAGUAGAAAUGGCCAGGACUGUGCAGGGCUGGUAACAACGCGGGUUGUCCUGCUCAAAAGGAAGCCCCGUUAAGGCAGAGGCUUACAACCGGUGCCAGCGCACAAACCUCACAAAAGCUAGCGGGGUCUACUCCCGAGUAAGCGUGCACCAGCCGUGGAAGGGGAAACUGCACAUGUUUUAAAGGCUGCGAUUCGGUGGACGCUUAAGCCAAUGGGACCUGUUCCUUAACUUCACACGUUCACAUUCUAAAGGCAUUCAGGGCGCACUUAUUGCGCCCGCGCGCCCCUCUUUCCAGCAGACCAGCAUGGCUGGGCGGGGACGGUCCGCGCCUAACACGCGCCACUUGGCUCCGCCAUCGUCGCCUCACGCCCCUCUCUGCAGCCAAUCGUUGAGCGUCCUGGGGGAGGAGCCGAGCUAGUCCUCCCCCAAGUCGUCAGCUUGUCUUUAGUAUGUUACGGGCUGAAUUGUCCAACUUGUUCUCCGUGUAGCGGAGAGCUGCCCAGUGGCCAGGAGAGGGGGGCGGGGGGAGGGAACCAAAGCAAAAUGAAAUCUAUCGGCGCGGCUCGGUCUUGUCUCUCUCAGAGGUUUCGCUGGUGUGUAAGAAGUCAGCAGCAUAGUCCCUGGCAAAGAAGGGAAAAGAAAUACCGAAAUUCUCAGGAGCCACAGUUUUGGGGUGAUCUUCUACUGUUUAGAAAUUCAAAGAGUUCCUUAAAAAAUACCAUUCUUGGGAAAUGCCCAGCUGUUACCCAGGAUAGGACAGUCUCCCGAUUGCUUUUCAAAUUGUCCUGCUUUAAAGCAGAACCAGUUCUUAAGAUGUCAAGUACUAUGACCUCCUGGAGUAUCAUCUCGGCAAGAAACAUUAUCUCCACUUUGCAUGGAAAAGGACGUUUGUAUUCCAGGUGCUUUUCGAGCCAGAACAAAGUAGCAUGGAGGGGUUUGCUUGCCAAAGACUCCUUUUCUUCUUUCCUGUCAAGUUGCAGUUGCGGCAUGGACAGCAUCUUCACUGUGAGAAAAGCUUUCAGACACACCUCCACAGAAGAAGAAGACUUCUCCUUCCACCUGACACCAUCACAGAUAAAUGAAAUCUUAAGGGCUAAUGAGUUGUCCUAUACAGUACCUGAAUUUGAUGGGAAGAACCCGAGCUCAGUGUUGAAAUUUGAGAGUAACCACUUGGCUGCCAACGCCCCAAGUGAAGACCGUAGAAGUGCAGCUACAUGUUUGCAGACCAGAGGGAUGAUGUUUGGAGUCUUUGAUGGCCAUGCAGGCUAUGCUUGUGCACAGUCGGUCAGCGAGAGGCUGUUUUUUUACAUUGCUGUUUCUCUUCUGUCUCAACAAACGCUGCAAGAAAUUGAGUCUGCCAUGGAGUCCAUGAAACCAGUUCUGCCCAUUCUGCAGUGGCACAAGCACCCCAACGACAGGUUCUUUCAUGAGGUCGCCCCAAUGUAUUUGGAGCAGCUCAGAGUUUAUUGGCAAGACUUGCUGAACCUGGACAUGGAGCCAUGCCAUACUAAGAAGGAUGCACUGAUCUAUGCAUUUAAAAGGCUGGAUUCUGAUUUCUCUUUGGAAGUCCAGGCUCCCACAGAAAACGAAUUGGUAAGGAACAUAGCUCUUCAGGUGGCUUUCUCGGGCGCAACAGCAUGUGUGGCUCACAUCGACAGUGUUAAUUUGCAUGUUGCAAAUACUGGUGACUGUAGAGCAAUUCUAGGGGUUCAAAAUAAAGAUGGGAUGUGGUCCGCCCUCCCUCUUACUCAAGACCACAAUGCCUUCAACAAACUGGAAGCUUUAAGGUUAAAAAGUGAACACCCGGCCUCUGAAGAGGAUACUGUCAUUGUGAACAACAGGUUGCUGGGAGUUCUUAUGCCCUCCAGAGCUUUUGGAGAUGUCAGAUUUAAGUGGAGCCAGGAACUUCAACAGAGUGUGCUAGGAAAUGGUUGCAACACGGAGGCUUUAAACAUUUAUGAGUAUGCACCGCCAAACUAUCAUACACCUCCUUAUUUAACUGCAGAACCUGAAGUCACGUACCACAAAAUAAGAAAGCAGGAUAAGUUUUUAGUGAUUGCUUCGGAUGGGCUGUGGGACAUGUUGAGUAAUGAAGAGGUGGUCAAGCUGGUUGCCACGCAUCUGCUUGGAGACAGUGCCCAGAAAACGCCACUUGCUUUUAAGAAACCAGCCAACCUAGGUUACAUGCAAAACUUCCUUCUUCAGAGGAAGGGCAGGCACAUCCGCUCCUAUGACCACAACGUGGCUACCCACCUCAUCCGAAAUGCCAUUGGCAAUAAUGAAUAUGGAGAGAUUGAUCCAGAGAGGCUCAUGGCAAUGCUGACGCUUCCUGAUGAUGUAGCACGGCUGUAUAGGGAUGACAUCACGGUUACUGUGAUAUAUUUUAAUUCAGAUAUAAUUGAAGGUUACUACAGAGAUAACGAAUAAUGGACUUGUCUUUAUGAACCGUACAUGUUCUGUGGACCACUAGGGAUUUAAAAAAAUAUUAAAUCCCUAGCAAUACCAUUGUGCAGAAACUCUCCCUGUCUUGUCUUCAGAAGUCUUAUAGUGGCUCUUUUAAUGAAGAAUUCAUGUGAAAAUUCUAAUAGCCUGCUUUAAUUAAAACAGCUGCCCCCAACUAUCUAGACAUUUUGGGACUACCAAUUUCUAUCAUCCCCAGCUGGUAAAGACCUGCUGGAUGGGGCUGAUGUGAAUUAUAGUCCAGAACACCUGGAGGGUCCCAGGUGGGGGGACAGCUGGGGUAAAGCAAUGCAAAAUUAUUUAUUUUAGUAGAACAAGGAUUGUAAGACAUCCUGGGCGGAAAGGGCAUCCUUGUGCCAAGGUGGAUGAGAGUGAAAUAUGCUGCUUGUUAAUCAAAGCCAUAAACUCAAGUGGUCAAAUAUCAUUGCCAUUGAAAUUCAUGGCAAAUUUCUCUGUGAACUGAGAGCACUUACACUGAACAAUAUUAGAAAAAUGCGCUAGAAUGGUGGACAGCACUUUUCCUUUGAAGGCUAAGUUGCAAGAUAGCCAUGAAUGCAAAUACUGUAUGGCAGGUGAGGAGGGGCUUGGUCUAGGUGUGCCCCCAGCACUGAUUGUUUCCAUGGGAAAGUCUGCUAGGUACUAUUCUGGUACAAGAUUUUUUGAAAUGCAUAGUAGCUGAACAAAAGGGGCACAUAUUAGAAAACUGUCUUAGGAAAUCAUGCAUAUUUCACUAAGACUCACUUCCAAACCAGCAUGAUAAAUCCUUUGCAUUUAUUCCUGUAGGGAACAUUUGUUUCACAAAGCAGUGUAGCCAUUUAAAAUAAAAUGUCAGUUUGAUUGGCUCUCCUACUCAGCUUCCUGCAGCGCCCUAUUUAAAAUAUGAAAACUAGCUUUCUUCUUAUUCUGACUGUGAGAUUGUUUAUGCACUAGACUAAUUGCUGCUUGAGCGCAUUUAUACUGCACUACAGGGAUUCAAAUCUCUUGCUGACUGCUUCUGCUGCCAUAGUACCAAUUGUAUAUGUGCCUCAGAGCUUCUCAAGCCUAUGGAAAUGUUGUCCUUUUUAAAAUACCUCAGAAGCAAUUGCUACUUUUAGUUAUGUUGCACCCUUGCAAAGCAUAUGGCUGAAUACUUCUAGUUUUCAGAAAGUAUCCUUUCUAAUACCUUUUAACGUGUCUGGGCAUCUGGAUCUGCUAUCAGUGCAACUCAUGUCUUUUGAAAUAAAUCAUUACCAGUGGAAGCUAACUAUUUUGGCUCGGUGGGGAACGUAUUAUUUUAAUAGCUUAAAAAUUAUACAAUGAUCUUUUUUGUUUUCAUUUUAAGAAAAGAUGGCUGAAGUUUUGUUUGUAGGCUAUAUGGAAAUGAAGUCUUGAAUCUUCAUACAGUGCUCAUUGUUUUAUGCAUAUUGAAUCUUUGUGAAGAAUGCUUCCUAAAGAGCCUUUAUUUAGAGUUCUGUAUAGUUUGAAUCCUGCUUUCAGAUAAGACCUUACCUUACCAACUGCUCACUUGAAAUCCAAUUCAUAGUUAACAAUUGCAUCCUUCAUUCAAAACCAUCAGAUAAAGGCACAUUUAAUACACUUCAGUCUAUCGCUUAAAGAAUACAAUGGCUUUGUACUAGGCAAUGACCAAUCACACAGGUGGAAUUUUCCACUCUGCGAAUCAAAAUUGGGACUUGUUUGGAGGCCACAUCUGACAGUACAAAUUUCAGGAGUAAAGCCCAAGGAAUUAAAAUUUUAAAUGUCAUGCUCUGUACAAAGAAAUGUGGGCAGGUUGGGUGAAUGGCAUGAGCGACAAUUCAUGACUUAGUUUUGAUGUGGAUUAGAAAUAAGUUUUGUCUCUUUCCAAGUGAUAAAACUUGAGGCUUGCAGGAAUGCCUUAACUGAAAGCAGAAGAAAGUGAGUAAGAGGAGAACUAGGAAGGAAGGAAGUGGGUGUCAUUCACAACAUGUAUUCAGUUCUGUAGAAUUUUAACACUUUUUAUUUUGGAAUCAAUUUCUAAAAAGUAUAUUAUAAUUCGAAAGUAUGCUUUUUCUGCCAGCACUUUAAAACCAAACUACUCUGCCUGGUUUUGCACACAGACAGGACUUAAAUCAUAAAAUAUUGCUGGAUCUGAAUGCAUGUCUAGGCAUUACUUAGCAAUUGACCUGAGUAUUGUGUAAGAUCUGCAUCAAAUGUGAGGAGUGAUAUCCUUUUAGCAGAUGCAGAUUCUAGCUUCAAGUACAAUCUCUAAUACCUGAGUAGAAGGGUUUUCUUAUCAUUUUAGUCAAUUGUGCAUAAGUAAGAUUGCUAAAAAUGAGGCUCUUUCAUGUCAGCUUCAAAAGAAAUGGUGUGUGUUAUUUAAACACACUAACCUUUUAAAAAAAUGUUUACGAAGAUUGUGUUGAACUGUACUUGUUAACCGGCAAUUACUGUUUAAGAGACCACAUUUGUGGGGUUUUCCUGUAAAAACAGACUUAGCAUGUAUUUAUAACUGCUGUAUGCCUGCUAUAAUUUAGAGUGUGAAAAUUAAUAUUUAGAAAUUGUUUAACAAAUAUGCACAUUAUGCAGUUGGCUGCACAUUCUACUCUUUCUGUAGCUGCAGCGAUACAGUUGAUUGCCAUUAACUACUGUGCUUCUGAGGCAACUUGUGAAAUUCCUCAGGCUGCUGUUACUUUUCAGGAGCAUGUGACUUAUAGCUUUCCCAAGUGUCAAUAUGACACUUCAUUACAUGCUUUUGUUUCUGAUCUAAACACAACUCCUUGCUGGCUUACCCUCCUGGUGUAGCUGACCCAUUGAAUCAGUUCGAAGCACCUCUGCUAAAUAAAUGUAUGUUUCUGUUCCAUCAAUUUGGAUCAUGUCCAGUCCCACCUGAAGUCCUUUGCCUGUUAUUUGAUUCGUGAUUCGUUCCUGUUAUUUCUUUUUCACUUGCCCAUAACUCUGUCACUGACAAUAUCUUACCCAUCAAAUUUCCUUGCUUGCUCCAUCUAUUCUGUAAUAGCUCCUCUGUGAUCAAGCUCCUGUCCUUCUUGUGCUCCUGUUUCUGUGACUUCUGUCAUGCUAUCACCUGUCAGCAGUAUAAAACAAUGUCUUGAUUCACACCUAAUGCUACACCAUGGUUUAUUAAGCUAGAGUUUAUUAAAACAUGGCUUAGCAUGUGUUAAUCCUGGCCAGCGGCUUAACUGGUGUUUCUACUACCAACAAACUACAAUCUUAAGCCAUGCUUUAUUGUUGGCUUAUAAAUCUUACUUUGUUUUAACUAUGGCUUGCCAUUACACAGCAGCCUUAACUAUGGUUUGUUUGACCACCAUACACCCCCAAACACUAGUCAAACUACAAAGGCACAAGGCAAGAGCAACAUUGGUGAAACAAACCACAGUUUCUUUGAUCAUGUGUGGGACAAGCCAUUGUAAACCUGCAGUUUGUGCAACAAACCAUGGCUUAAACUAAUUAUGGCCGAGUGUUAUGUGUUAACCAGGCCAAUGACUUCCUUGUUUGACAAGCCUACUUCCUGUCUCCUAAAGCCUUCCUCAAAACUAGUUUUACCAAACAAUUUCAAAAAACAUAAGCUGGUCCAUGUUGCCCAGUGUUGUCUGCUCCAUCAGUGGUUUUCUAGGGUUUUUCUCAGCCCUCUUUUGAGAGCACUUUUAACAGAAGAGAUGCUGGGGAUUGAACCCAAAACCUUACACAUGCAAAGCAUAUACUGUACCACUUAGCUAUGGACUUUCCACCUCUGUUGUCUUGCUCUUCACCACCUCAUUUACUGCUUUUCUUGGUCUGUUCGUGAUCUUUUCUCCAUUUCUGUAUACUGCAGUGUCUUUAUUGCACAGUAUAAAUUCUAUGCAAGGAUGUCAUUUUUGUGCUGUAUACACCUAAAUAUUUAGUAAUGCAAGCAGAUACAGCAUAAGAAAAUAAGAGCAGCCCUGCUGCAUCAAACCAAAGGCCCAUCUAGCACAAGCAGGGUCCAGCCAGGUACUUCUGGGAAGUUUGCAAACAAGAAGAGUGCAAUUGCCACCUCUUGUGUUGUGCCUGGUAUUCAGAGCCAUGCUAUGUCUGAUACUGGAGAUAAUAUACAGCCAUUAUAACCAGUAACCAUUGAUAGCCUUGUCAUUCAUGAACCUGUCUAAUUCUUUAAAAAGCAGCCUUAAGUUGAUGCUCAUUGCUGCAUCUUGCGGCAAUGAAUCCCAGAGUUUAACUAUGUGCUAUGGGAAGUACUUUCUUUGGUCUGUCUCAAAUCUUCCAACAUUCAGCAUCACUGGAUGACACGAGGUUCUAAUAUUAUGAGAGAAGGAGAAAAACUCCACUUUCUCUAUACUGUUCAUACUUUUAACGCACCUCUGUCAUGGCCUCAUUCACCUUUUCUUCCUAAACUAAAAGCACCAGAUGCUGGAACCUUUCCUCAGCUGCAUACACAUCAUACAUUUAAAGCAAAAGACUUUCCCCAAAGAUCCCUGGGAACUGAAGUUUUUACCCCUUACAGAGCUUCAGUUCCUAGCACCCUUAACAAACUACAGUUUCCAGGAUUCCUUGGGGGAAGCCAUGCACUUUAUAUGUUCUUUAAAUGUACGGUGUGUACACAGCCCUCAUAAAGGAGUAGUUCCAGACCCCUGAUAAUUUUGGUUGUCUUUUUCUGUAUCCUUUUUUUCCAUUCUACAAUAUCUUUUUUGAGAUGCGGUGGCCAAAACUGUACAUUGAAUUCUAAGUACAGUUGAACCAUAGAUCUUUAUAAAGGUAUUGAGAUAAUGGCAGUUUUAUUUUCAGUCCCUCAGAGGCAGGUUUAGAGGAGCGUGACUGGUUCAGUCGCACUGGGUGCAGAGCCUAGAGGGCACCACAACUAUUAUUUAGAAUGGAGCAUGAGAGGCAGGGGGCAAAUUUUGGCGUUGCACAGGGUGCCGCUGAAAUUUGUGACCCCAAGGUCCACCACUGAAUCCCUUUCCUAACGAUUCCUAGCGUAGAAUUCAGUUCACCUUUUCUUCACACCUGCUGCAUAUUGGCUCAAUGUAUUUAUUGAGCUAUGAAUUACAACGUUAGUCGCUUUCCUUGUUAGUCACAACUGGUUCAGAUGGUGACACUAAGCUGCAUAACUCCAAUUCUGCAGGGAACAGGAGUUGCACAAUUCGCACAAGAAAUGUUUCCAGUAUAUUCUGCUCUCAUAAUCCAUUGUUGCUUAAAAUCAACUAGGAGAAAAGGUUAUAUUUUCAACAACAUUAUGUAGCAAAGAACAACAAUUCAAGUGCAGAAAUCAACAUUUAUCAACUUGAUUGCAAUACUGCUGAUGUGCCUGUUGCAAGGGGAAAUAUAUUUUAUGUAAAUUUCUAUUUUAAAAUGUUGGCUAUUAUACUGGUAGCGUUAAGCUAGAAUGUUAGUGCUCUGGUUUGCAAAGCUGAAGAGAAAAUAUGAUUAAAUGUGUAUACUUAAUAUAUUUACAUACUUUUCUAAAUUGUAAAUAUUGUACAUUUGGGAAUAAAGGUAUAUACCGGUAAUUGGGACACAA